CCACAACUAUUAAUCUUUUCGAUUUUUAUAAAAGAACGCUUUUAUUGUAUACAAAUUCCGCCGAUUCGAUUCACGUUUUUAUCAUUCGCAACUAUUUUGUUGUCAAUAGAAAACUUUUGAAAAAGUUUCUUUUAAAAAGUUUUUACUUAUUUUUUUAUUUGUUUUUUUUUUUCUUCUAAAAAUCGUGAUUGCAUUAUGUUGCUGUUCAGUUCUGUGUUUAUGUUUUAAUUAUUUACGAGAUGUCAAUAAUAUUUUGGUUGUUUUUUAAAUUUUGCGGUGUUGUGAAGUGUUAAGUUCUUAAAGUCGUUUGAGAGGUGAUUUUUUUGUGCUUUUAUUGUACAUUUUGAGCACAAUGAAGCUUUUUUGGAAAGUUUUGUUUUCUCUACAUUUUCUGGUAGAGACCGUUUUGGGCAACUGGUGGAACUUGGCAGCCCCAGUCCGACCCGUUCAAAUAUCGAACACGUCGCUGGAAACGUUUAUAUCACUGCAUAAAGAGAGCUGUCAGCGACUGGAGUACCUCGUCGAGAGACAAAAACAACUUUGCAUGCUGUCUGAUAAAAUGGUACAGGUCCUCCAAACUGGAGCGCAGCAAGCGGUCGAGGAAUGUCAGCACCAAUUCCGUAACAGUCGUUGGAACUGCAGCACCGUUGACAACAGCACUGACAUAUUCGGAGGGGUGCUAAAAUUUAAAUCCCGUGAAUCUGCAUUUGUCCAUGCACUCUCGGCGGCGGCAUUGGCUCAUGCCGUGGCACGUGCAUGUAGCCGGGGCGAAUUAAACGAAUGUUCUUGUGAUGCUCGCGUGAGAAAACGCACUCCUCGACAUUGGCAGUGGGGUGGAUGUUCUGAGGACAUAAGAUAUGGUGAAAAGUUUAGUCGAGAUUUCGUUGAUGUUAAAGAAGACAAGGAAAGCGAUGAAGGAAUAAUGAACCUGCAUAACAAUGAAGCUGGACGCAGGGCUGUUCGUGGUCGUAUGCAGCGUGUCUGCAAAUGCCAUGGUAUGUCCGGUUCGUGUUCGGUGCGGGUGUGCUGGCGGCGUCUACCACAACUGAGGAUCGUCGGUGACUCUUUAAGCACACGAUAUGAAGGCGCGUCGCAUGUUAAGAUUGUUGAAAGAAAAAGGGGGAAAAAUAUCAGGAAGUUACGACCAAUACACGCAGACAUGAAGAAACCAAACAAAACGGACUUAGUUUACCUCGAGGAUUCUCCUGAUUAUUGUGAACCGAACGAUGAACUCGGUAUUCUUGGGACACGUGGUAGAACAUGCAAUAGAACAUCUGCUGGAUUAGAUGGCUGUCGACUGUUGUGCUGUGGCCGCGGAUACCAGACUCGAGUCAGAGAUCACGAAGAGAAGUGCCGAUGUCGCUUCGUAUGGUGUUGUCGCGUCCAUUGCGAGAUAUGCCGGUCAAAACGAGACCACCACGUUUGUAAUUAAAGACUAAGAUACGUUAUUGUAACAUUUAAGAGGCAAGACUUGAUCUGCUGAUAAUGUGAAAUUGUAAAGUUUUGGGAACUAGUAUAUGAUGCCCUCUGGUUUAGCAUCGUCAGAAUUACUAAUCGAGA
Nymphalis io (European peacock) is the source of this 1560-nucleotide messenger RNA. RefSeq names its product protein Wnt-4-like. NCBI's taxonomy places the organism in Eukaryota, Metazoa, Arthropoda, Insecta, Lepidoptera, Nymphalidae. Gene Ontology annotation, biological process: canonical Wnt signaling pathway; cell fate commitment; neuron differentiation. The coding region runs from base 353 to 1432 and encodes 359 amino acids. The transcript is spliced from 8 exons. Gene Ontology annotation, cellular component: extracellular region. Gene Ontology annotation, molecular function: frizzled binding; cytokine activity. The record is from RefSeq and is a predicted model, not a curated record.